CACAUCCCCUUGGACAUCUCUCCUCCCCCAGUGUGUAAGCUGCUGAGCGCAGAGCUGCAGGAGGAACUGAGUCGCACCGGUCGAUCUCGAGAGGUGCUCGAGCUGGGGCAGGUGCUGGACACAGGCAAGAGGAAGAGACACGUGCCUUACAGCGUCUCAGAAACACGUCUGGAAGAGGCCUUGGAGAAUUUGUGUGAGCGCAUCCUGGAUUACAGUGUUCACGCUGAGCGCAAGGGCUCGCUGAGAUAUGCCAAGGGUCAGAGUCAGACCAUGACCACGCUGAAAGGCCUCGUGCAGAAGGGAGUGAAGGUGGAUCUGGGAAUCCCUUUGGAGCUGUGGGACGAGCCCAGCCUGGAGGUCACAUUCCUUAAGAAACAGUGUGAGACGAUGUUGGAGGAGUUUGAAGAUGUUGUGGGAGACUGGUACUUCCACCAUCGGGAGCAGCCCCUACAGCGCUUUCUCUGUGAAGGUCAUGUGCUCCCAGCGACUGAAACUG
Messenger RNA from Carlito syrichta (Philippine tarsier), 496 nucleotides. It is a transcript of the gene CNPY4, whose product is annotated as canopy FGF signaling regulator 4. Gene Ontology annotation, molecular function: signaling receptor binding. The transcript is spliced from 4 exons. The record is from RefSeq and is a predicted model, not a curated record. The annotation marks the transcript as partial. NCBI's taxonomy places the organism in Eukaryota, Metazoa, Chordata, Mammalia, Primates, Tarsiidae. Gene Ontology annotation, cellular component: endomembrane system.